Molecule: messenger RNA, 738 nt
Organism: Sparassis crispa
Lineage: Eukaryota; Fungi; Basidiomycota; Agaricomycetes; Polyporales; Sparassidaceae
Exons: 3
Coding region: 1-738 (245 amino acids)
Source: RefSeq, a predicted model, not a curated record
AUGUCUCUCCUUCCAAUAAAUCCUGCCAGAAACGCAGGAGAGGAUGAUGGAAGUGUGUGCACUCAACAGCACUGCUUUCACAGUUUCGAUGCAUUGUUCUGCGCACUCACCUCCAAGAAGCCCGUAUCUCCUAAUUUCCCUGACGAGAAAUACCCACUUUUUGUGACGUGGAAUACCCGCUCGUCUCGUCCAGGACGAGCUCCGAGACUAAGAGGUUGCAUCGGAAAUUUUGAGCCGUUACCUCUCCGGGCAGGUCUGGCGGAGUAUGCACUCAUCAGUGCGUUCCAGGAUUCAAGGUUCAGAAAGAUCGAAGAGCGGGAGCUUGAAAGCCUCGAGUGCGGCAUCUCUCUCCUGACCGAUUUUGAGGAUGCCACUUCCUAUCUCGAUUGGACUAUUGGAGUGCACGGAAUCUACAUCACGUUUCCGCACCCUUCAUUGCUUGUAUCAUCCCCGUCUUCUUCGUCCACGCCUUCUCCGCUGUCGUCAUCUCCUUCACUGCCCACUCGCAACAGCUUGAAACACACUUUCCAUGCAACGUACCUUCCGCAGAUAGCCCCAGAGCAGGGAUGGGACAAGAUCGAGACCGUCGACAGCGCUAUCCAUAAGGCAGGCUGGAAUGGCCCCGUCACCGAGGACUUGCGCCGCAGCAUCAAGUUGCGCAGGUACCAGAGUCGGAAGUGCACCGUUAGUUGGGAACAGUAUGUCCAGUGGAGGACUGCGUGCGGCGGUAAGAUGUAG